Emiliania huxleyi CCMP1516 is the source of this 810-nucleotide messenger RNA. RefSeq lists its product as hypothetical. The annotation marks the transcript as partial. Gene Ontology annotation, molecular function: ATP binding; protein kinase activity. Gene Ontology annotation, biological process: protein phosphorylation. The record is from RefSeq and is a predicted model, not a curated record. The transcript has a single exon. Lineage: Eukaryota; Haptophyta; Isochrysidales; Noelaerhabdaceae.
CAGAUCGGCCGAGGUACCUUUGGCGUUGUGCGCCGCGCACGGUGGCAGGGCGCCGACAUCGCGGUCAAGGUGGUUGCGGCUGACACGAGCGCUGCCGAGCGAAAGCGAGCGGCGGGCAUGCUCUUGAAGGAGGCAGAAACCUUGGGCCGGGUCCGGCAUCCGAAUGUGGUACACCUCCUCGGUGUCUGCACUGACUAUGGCAGCCCGAUGAUGCUGCUCCCUCUGGCUACCGGCACUCUGGUCGACGAGUUGGACGCUGCCUCAGCGUCAGGCGUGCCGAUGGCUGUCGGCCGAAAGCUCCAGCUCGCCCGCGACAUUUGCGCCGGGAUGGCGGCGCUGCAUUCUCGCGGAAUCUUGCACCUCGACCUGAAGCCGGCGAACGUGCUGAUCAGCCGCGCUGAAGAGGCGCUCGUCGCCGACUUUGGCUUAUCAUUGCAGUUGAGGACGACGCUCACUGGGGCUUCUCUCGCUGCGAGCGCCCUCGCAACCGCAGCAGGCGCCCGCGGCACAAUGGCUUACAAAGCGCCUGAGCUGUCACGGCCCAAGCGCAAGGGCGGCGCCAACUACGCGAAGCCAUGCGACGUCUAUUCGUUUGCAAUGCUGUUGUGGGAGCUCUUUGCCGGCCAUCCACCUUGGGCUGGCAAGCCGGAGAUGGAGAUUCAGGCAGCGCACAUGGAUUCAUUCUACGGCGAGGAGCCCUUGCGCCCAGAUCUCCCGAGCGCCCCUGCCAAGGCGCUUGAGCUGAUGGUGGUAUCCUGGAGUCAAGACCCGGCCGCUCGGCCAACCUUCGAAGCGCUUGCGUCCGAGCUC